This is a messenger RNA of Pelodiscus sinensis (Chinese soft-shelled turtle), 3097 nucleotides long. RefSeq names its product golgi membrane protein 2 (gene GOLM2). Lineage: Eukaryota; Metazoa; Chordata; Testudines; Trionychidae. The record is from RefSeq and is a predicted model, not a curated record.
CAGGGGCGGGCGGGCCGCGCCCCCGGCCUGCCCAUGGUGGGGUUCGGGGCCAACCGGAGGGGCGGCCGGCUCCCGUCCUUCCUCCUCGUGGCCCUGCUGGUGCUCAUCGCCAUCCUCGCCUUCAACUUCUGGAGCGCCUCGUCCCGCCAGGCCCUGCUGCAGGAGGAGCUGGCCGAGCUGCAGGGCCAGGCCCAGCGCGGCGAGGUGGCCCGCGGGCGCCUGGAGAAGCGCAACUCCGAGCUCCUGGUGCGCGUGGACUCCCAGCAGAAGCAGCUGGAGCAGAAGGAGGCGGACUGCAGCCACCUGAGCAGCCAGCUGCAAGCCAGGGACAGCCAGGCCGCCCGGUGCGAGGACAGCAAGAUCAAACUGCAGAACAACAUAUCCUAUCAAAUGGCAGACAUACAUCGUUUAAAAGAACAACUAGCAGAAUUGCGCCAAGAAUUCAUUCGUCAAGAGGACCAACUUCAUGAGUACAAGAAGAACAACACUUACCUAGUGAAGAAGCUGGAGUAUGAGAGUUUGCAGUGUGGACACCAAAUCAAAGAAAUGAGGAUGCAGCAUGAAGAACAUAUAAAGACGUUAAUGGACCAAGCUGCACGGGAACAAAAGGAUGCACAGAGAACCCAGGCAAGACAAGACAUUGAACUGGAUUUGAAUGAUAAUCAAGCAAUUUCUAAGACCGUUCAAGAGACAGAUGAGAAAAAUGUAGUAAAGCAUGAAGAACCCUCAAGCAAUCACAUCCCUAAUGGCAAAGAGAAAAUCAAACCAGGAGGUGACGCAGGCAUGCCUGGAAUAGAAGAGAAUGAUCCAGCUAAAGCUGAAGAUAAUCCUGCUGCUUUAAAGAAGCCCCUUAUUUCAACAUCUCAAAGUGAAGAUCAUCAACCCAAUUUGAAUCUUCCUACUUUACAGCCCCAUAUGCCAAAUAUGGCUCCAGAUUUAAAUGCUGACAAUGAGGAAAACAUUAACAUCGUGAAGCAGAUACCUCCAAAUCCUCCUCAGCUUUUGAUUCCAGAACAAAACUUGGAAAGUAAAAUAGAACACAAAAUGGAAAAAGACCUUGGAAAGCAAGUUCCAAAGGACAGAGUUGGUGACUUCCAGAAGAUGAAGCAAAGCCGAUUCUUUGAUGAGAAUGAAUCCCCUGUUGAUCCGCAGCAUGGCUCUAAAUUGGCGGAUUAUAAUGGGGAUGAUGGUAACGUGGGUGAGUAUGAGGCAGACAAGCAGGCUGAACUGGCCUACAAUGAGGAAGAGGAUGGUGAUGGUGGAGAAGAAGACGUCCAAGAUGAUGAAGAGAGAGACCUUCAAAUGGAUGUUGGAGAAUAUGGAAAGCCACGUUUCAAUGAUGUGCUUUAAACCUUGAAUUAUAUCUAAGAGUUGGCAACAGAAUGGAAGUACUGCAAAACUGAACCAUUUUUGUUUCAGUAUUCCUUAACUUAAGAUGGGAAUAAAAAACCCAAUAGGUUACUAUAAAAGAAAUUGUACUUAAUGUUAGUUAAGUAAUGGAAGAAGACAUAAAAUGCUGUUUAUAUAUAUAUAUAUAUAUGUAUAUAGUUGUACUAUUGCAAAUUGUAUUAUCAAAAUUACACUUCCGUUCUGUUACAGUGAGCCAAUUAAAUUUAAAGACUGUACCUUGUAAUAUUUGCAUUUAAAACAAACUAAUAUAUUAUCAAUUUAUGCUGAAUUGUUUCUGCAAAUUAAGAAACCUUGUAAACUGGAGAACUUGUACAGUUUGUAUCUUACAUAUGGAACAAAUAUACUGUGGAAACAAUUGGAUAGCCGAAGGUUUCCUUUUAUACAGGAUUAAAUUAUCUGUAUAAAUGAAAAUACCCCUUUGUUUUCAAUGCUGUAUUUUGUAUUUUGCAGGUAUGCUUUCAAUUGAGACAACUGAAAAUGUGUAAAAAUAUGUAAGGGUUGCACCAUCUUUAAUAACAGAGAUAGGUGACUGGAACUUUGAACAGUAACUUUCCAAAAAUCAGAGCAGUGUUAGCCUAACACAGUGACCAAAGUUUGUAUCCAUAGUAGGAAAUCAGUGAUAUUGGAGGAAUAGAAUUUGAUAGAUCCUGAAAAAAGUAUGGCUGGCUGAUUUCACCAGUCAAACUAAAAACUUAAUCAGUAUUUUAAAACUUCCCUUAGCAAAUAACGUUUCCUACAAUUUUCUUAACACUUGAAAGGGUAAAAGUGUUUCUUAAAUUAGAAGUAGUCUAAUUCUACAAAAGUUCUGUACAAAUAGUUCACAUUAGAGAAAACUAAAGGAAAGUAUGUGCAAUCCCUAGAUAUAUGAACCCUCUGAUUUCAUGAACAACUCAAGUCUGCCAUUUUAAAUUUAAAGUUUAAUACUCUGAUCUGGAUUUCUUCAAACAUCUGACAUCUGCACUGUUGCUUUUCUAUUUCUGAAGAGUUUGUUAGGUAGAUGCUUUUUGUAUUCUGGGUUUAGAUACUUGGUGAAUUCUACAGGAAUGGUUGGUGGCUUUUUUGUUUUGUUUUAAACAGUAAGUUCAAAUAUAAGGUUAUUAAUGCUACCUGCUUUUUAAAAAGGGCUACUGUGAAUAGAAUUUAUGGGGCCUAUGACAGGGGUGAUUGUACUUUGCUGUCUCUGUACUCAGGUUCAUAUUUAAAAUAGCAUAUUACAUUUAAGAUUCAUUGUGAUUAAGUGAAUAUUUUGAAUACAUUUAAAAGAUCAUAUCAGUUUUUGACUAGAAAGAUCUUCAAGUAUCAAGUCUGAAAUAUACAAUCACAACAUGAAAAUAAAUCUUUGACAAGAUUCUGUUUAAGCAUCUGACCUUUUUUUAAAGAGACUUGAGUUUUGUAUACUUAAGCCAAACCAUUCAUAAUACCUUUUAAAAAUUGCAUGGUGUGAGAGUAUAUUUUCAAUUUGAAAAUAAAAGGCUGAACGUGCACAGUGAGAUGCCAUAACACUACAAUACUAUACAAAUAUUAAAAUUCUACAACUAGCAGUCUUCAGUGGAUAAUACUGCAUUUGUACGCUGCAAGAUUUUACUUAAGAAACUUUCAGAAAUGUAAUUUUUGUCCUGAUUGAGGUGUUCAAGGAUCAGUUACUGAAACUGUUUACUGGGUUCUAAUAAAUUGUUAUGAGUUUUCA